AUGACGGUGUCUUAUACUCUCAAAGUGGCAGAGGCGCACUUCGGAGCCUUCUCUGGCCUGCUCUCCUGCUGGAAGGGCAGCAUCUACAGGCUCCUGUACAAGUACCUGCUCUUCUGUGCCUUGUAUGCUGCACUCAGCAUCACCUACUGGCUGUUGCUGACCCAGGAGCAGAAGCAUAUUUAUGCCCUGGGAUACUGCAACCGCUCAGCAGACCAUCCCUUGUCCUUUGUGCUGGGUUUCUACGUGACUUUGGUAGUGAAUUGUUGGUGGUCUCAGUACACAAGCAUUCUACUGCUGGACCAGGUAAUGUGUGUCAUCUCAGCCAGUGUCAGUGUGGACCACAGUGGCCGUUUGCUACGCCGAACUCUUAUCCGCUAUGCCAACCUGGCAUCGGUUUUGCUGCUACAUUCCGUAAGCACCUGUGUACUCAAGUGCUUCCCUACCAUGGAGCAUGUGGUGGACGCAGGUUUCAUGUCUCAGGAAGAGAGGAAAAAGUUUGAUUUGAAAUCUGACUUUAACAAGUACUGGGUCCCUUGCGUCUGGUUCACUAACCUAGCCGUCCAGGCCCACAGGGAUGGACAAAUCCAUGACAACAUCGCUCUCUGUCUCAUACUAGCAGAGCUGAACAAGUAUCGGGCCAAGUGCAGCAUGCCAUUCCACUAUGACUGCAUCAGCAUCCCCCUCGUCUACACCCAGGUGGUGACAAUAGCUGUCUAUUCCUUCUUCACCUUUUCCCUGACUGGCCUCCAGUUUGUGGAGCCAGAAACAGGGACUGCCAAACUUUAGGAGCCUCUCGAGCCAGGCAAGGAAGCCUCUCCAUCCCUGAUCAGCCUGGAUGUGUUCAUGCCUCUCACUACACUCCUGCAGUUUUUCUUUUACGCUGGUUGGCUCACGGUGGCUGCACAGCUCAUUAACCCCUUUGGUGAGGAUGAUGACAACUUUGAGACCAAUCAGAUAAUACAGGGAAAUUUGCAGGUGUCCCUGUUCUCUGUGGAUAUGUACCAGAACCUGCCUCUCACUGAGCAGGACCUGUACUGGGGUGAGGCCCAACCUCAGCCACCCUAAACUGUGCCCACAGCUGCUGAGUCGCUGUGGCCUUCCUUCAUGGGUCCUACUUUCAACCUGCGCAUGAGUGAUGACCCUGAGCAGUGCCUGCAGGUGGAGGCGUCCCGGAGGUCUGACCUGCCAGCGCCUGCCAUGCAGACCCCACCUCCCGGGUGCAGGCACGCUCUGUGA
Molecule: messenger RNA, 1236 nt
Organism: Grammomys surdaster
Lineage: Eukaryota; Metazoa; Chordata; Mammalia; Rodentia; Muridae
Gene: Best4
Product: bestrophin 4
Molecular function (GO): chloride channel activity
Source: RefSeq, a predicted model, not a curated record